Messenger RNA from Clonostachys solani, 2362 nucleotides. The record is from the annotation of a GenBank genome assembly. NCBI's taxonomy places the organism in Eukaryota, Fungi, Ascomycota, Sordariomycetes, Hypocreales, Bionectriaceae.
AUGCAACACCCAUCAUUUCACAUAGGCACCCCCGAGUUCUCGCCUGUGUCCUGUGCCAACAUCGCAAGAUCAAAUGUGAUCGCAAUACCCCGUGUUCAAAUUGUAUAAAGGUGACUGCACAUCUACCAAUCCGUCUCGUCUAAUUGCCCAUCGUCCCAACUCUCAGUUGAACCCCCCACUUACCAAGUUUCUCCAGGCCAAUGCCACUUGCACACCCAGCACACCAGCUCCGGCUCGCAAGCGACGCCGGCCAAACCAAGAUCUCCAAGAGCGCCUAGCCCGGUGUGAAGAGCUUCUCAAGCAAUAUGCUGGUGGUUCUGUCCCUUCCCAGGCUGACCUCCAAGCAGCCGCACCAUCCGUAGCCUCUGUGACGACCCCUGCCUCAACCUUCAAAGCGGAAACAUCGGACUAUUCGCCCACGUUCGAUGACUUCCCGGAUCGCCGGCACCCCGGAAAAGUAAUUCAUCAAGAUGGGGGUGUUCGUUUUAUAGAUAGCCAACUUUGGUCGACUUUCUAUGACGAGGUGGGUUUUCUCCGCACAAUGUCCCCUCUCCCAGUACUCUCUCUAACCCAGGGUUGUCAUUCAGCUACAAGCUAUGCGAGAAAUUGUAGAUGCCGACGAUCCUGAGGGAUCUAGUGUCUUAGGGACUGAGGGCCAUACUCCUGAAAACAACGCCGACGUACUACUGUUGUCUGACAGCUCUUCCGCAAACCCCGAAGACUACCAACCUGACCCGGUCCAGGCCUUCCGGUUAUGGCAAAUCUUCCUGGACCGCGUCAACCCGCUUACAAAGAUCGUACACGUUCCCACCUUGCAGCCGUACGUAAUUGAGGCAACCAGUGACUCGUCCGGUGUGCCUCUGAACUAUCAGGCCCUACUCUUAUCCGUUUACCUCUUAGCCAGCAUAUCGUUACAGGACACCGAAUGCAUGCAACUAAUUGGGAUUUCUCGAGACCAAGCUGUCCAGAGGUUUACAGCUGGCACUAAACAGGCGUUGAUUAAGCUGGACUUUCUACGCAACUCUGAUAUGGCCUCGAUUCAAGCCUUGGUCUUGUUUCUUGUAAGCGGGUUGACAUGUGUUUUAUGUAUGUGGAGUAACAUGACUGACUGGAGUAGUAUUCACUUCAAGGUCGCUAUGAUAGGCACGCCGCCUGGGUCUUGAGUGGCACAAUCGUGCGUGUUGCUCAGAAAAUGGGCUAUCAUCGCGACGGCGAGUUGCUUGGUCUCACGCCGUUUGAGACCGAGAUGCGAAGAAGAAUAUGGUGGCAAAUUCUAAUGCAGGACACAAAGCUUGCGAUUGUGUCGGGUGUGAUACACAACACUAUUCAGGAUAGUUACGACACGAAACCACCCCGGAAUCUGAACGACGCCGAUCUAUUUCCCGGUUCUACAGAACCUGUACAACCUCGCGAGGGCCCGACGGAGAUGGCAUUUGUUCUCAUCACCAACCGACUCACCAAGUUUAUGCUUUCAGAGAGCUCGAGAAUGGGGUUCGAAAGUGCUAUCAUGGGACACGACCCAAGCAAUGCAGAUGAGCCCCAAGAUCCCAGUAUCAAGGCGAAAUAUAAGGCUAUUAUUCAAGAGCUCGAUAGGGAUUUGUUAGAUAUCGAGCAACGAUAUUGCGACCCAUCUGCUGGAAAUGUUCACAGCGCUGCUCUGACUAUCAGGGCCAUGCUCAUUCGAAAGCUAGAUGAGAUGCUUGUUCCUAUGCAAGAGCAGCCGGAAUGGGGAACCGAGAUUUUCGAGCCCAAAGACAAUCUGGUCAAGCUUGUGCUUAUGAACAACGAACAGAGCGCUGACGCCUACGAUCGGAUGGCACCUUUGGGAUUUCUCUGGUUCGUUAAGCUGCAUUUCCAGCUCGAGGUCUUUGGCGUUUUGACUGGCCAACUUGCCAAACGGCCAACAGGGUCUUUGUCGGAUCGAGGUUGGAGAAUCGUGGAGAAAGUCCACCGCUGGCAGCCUGAACUGUUUGAUGUGUCGAUCAAGGCCUAUGCUUCUCAGGCACAGUUCACUCUCAAGGCCUGGAAGGCCCGCGAAGCAGCCUAUACUGCCCUUGGACAACCCAUCGAAAUACCGUCGUUUAUUUCACGCCUCCGGGAACUCGUUCCUACAUCAGAUUCUAGAGCGUCAACGCAAUCUUGCAUGACGUCUCCCCAAAUGCCCCCACCACAACAGACCAUCAACGAUCUUGACCAAUUUCUUGGCGGCUACUUGGAUGUCUCCUCCUUGAGCUGGGAUAUGUGGGGUGACAUGGCGAACACCAACAGCAAUAAUAACAAUCAUCAAGUAUCAGGUGCAUUCUUCAAUGGCUUUUCUUUGGGCUCGGAGAUGGGUGGCAAAGGUGCCAACCCCAUGCAAUAG